Molecule: messenger RNA, 1161 nt
Organism: Trichomycterus rosablanca
Lineage: Eukaryota; Metazoa; Chordata; Actinopteri; Siluriformes; Trichomycteridae
Gene: adrb1
Product: adrenoceptor beta 1
Exons: 1
Coding region: 1-1161 (386 amino acids)
Biological process (GO): positive regulation of heart rate by epinephrine-norepinephrine; adenylate cyclase-activating adrenergic receptor signaling pathway; norepinephrine-epinephrine-mediated vasodilation involved in regulation of systemic arterial blood pressure
Cellular component (GO): plasma membrane
Molecular function (GO): beta1-adrenergic receptor activity
Source: RefSeq, a predicted model, not a curated record
AUGGGGGACUGGUUCCUGUCCAUGAAUUAUACCAACGACUCAAAAAGUGUGGAUGUUAACGGAGCGGACAGCGAGGAGAGUUUGUCGGAGCAGUGGCUGGUGGCUAUGGGCAUGGUCAUGGUUCUGAUCGUGGUGAUCACGGUGCUUGGAAAUAUCCUGGUGAUCGUGGCUAUAGCGCGCAAUCAGAGGCUGCAGACCCUUACUAAUGUGUUUAUUGUGUCUCUGGCGUGUGCUGACCUGAUCAUGGGUUUGUUAGUGGUGCCUUUUGGGGCUGUUCUGGAGCUUAAGGGCUCGUGGUUAUACGGCUCGUACUUUUGCGAAGUAUGGAUUGCGGUAGAUGUCCUGUGCGUCACGGCGAGCAUCGAGACCCUGUGCGUGAUCGCCAUAGACAGAUACAUUGCAAUCACAUGGCCUUUUCGGUACCAAAGCCUACUGACCAAAACAAGAGCCAAAGGGGUCGUGUGCGCAGUUUGGGCAGUUUCGGCUCUGGUCUCAUUUCCUCCGAUCUUACUGCACUGGUCAAGGGAUGGAGAAGGCACUGCGUGCUAUGAAGACCCGGAGUGCUGCGAUUUCAUCACCAACAGGGCAUACGCGGUGGCAUCUUCGAUUAUAUCCUUCUACAUUCCUUUAGUGGUGAUGGUGUUCGUGUAUGCCCAGGUAUACCGAGAAGCCAAGAAACAGAUGCGCAAAAUAGACAAGUGCGAAGGGAGGUUUUACUCCAGCCAAGUUGUUUCUGUGAACAGAAAGCGACCAGUGGCGAUGAAAGAGCAGAAAGCACUGAAGACCCUGGGCAUCAUUAUGGGCACAUUCACUCUCUGCUGGUUGCCCUUCUUUCUGGUAAACGUGGUGCGCGGAUUCUGCGCCAACGCUGUGGACAAGGAGCUUUUCGUAUUUUUUAACUGGCUCGGGUAUGCCAACUCAGCUUUUAAUCCACUCAUUUAUUGCCGCAGUCCGGACUUCAGGAAAGCUUUCCGCAGGCUGCUGAUGCCCUGCUGGCCGAGGCGGGCAGAUGCCAGUCUGAAUAUAAGUUCGUGUGAACUGUCCCGUUGCGCCGUGGAGAGCCGCGCAUUGACAAACUGGAACGACUGGAACGGUACUCUGGAUAGCAACUGCAGCCUGGACAACAGCUGCAAAAUGUUCCACACAGAGUCGCAGCUCUGA